Messenger RNA from Alternaria atra, 1449 nucleotides. RefSeq lists its product as uncharacterized. NCBI's taxonomy places the organism in Eukaryota, Fungi, Ascomycota, Dothideomycetes, Pleosporales, Pleosporaceae. The coding region runs from base 1 to 1449 and encodes 482 amino acids. The record is from RefSeq and is a predicted model, not a curated record. The transcript has a single exon.
AUGGCAUUGGCAUUGGCUGCCUCUACGACUGCCUCUCGAGCCAAUCGCAGAGACGGUUCCGUGUACAUCGAAGUGCUCAAUCCGCCACCCUUCUACACAAGUGAGGACUGCAUCCGAGGCAAACUACUCGUGGAGCCCACAUCGCGACCUAAUCGCAUAAGCAUAAGUCUAAGGGGCUUCUCCAUCCUCCAAGAUGUCAAUUGCAGGAGCGUGCGAAUCGACUUUUAUAGAGCAUCUCAAUACCUCUACACAUCCACAGGCGAUAACUUCCAGCGUCUUACUAGAAACACAACAGAUCCCACCAAGGUUGAGCUGCCUUUCUCCAUCGAUGUUCCGCAACAUGCUACCCUACACCCACCAGCUGAGAGACUCUGGGUGCAUCCAACGGACUCUUACAAUCACCCACGAUUCCAACACUCACCAGGAUUUCCACUUCCACCAAGCCUUAGCGGUCCCACGCCCACAAGUCCACAGGUCUUGUACCACCUGGAAGCGUACAUGGAGUCCGAUGUACCGAAAAGAGAACCUCUAAAGAUUCGACAGGAAGUCAAGUACAUGCCACCAGCUCCCGAAUUUCAUCCAGCGCUCCUCCAGCCGGAUCUGAACUUCGGUACCAAGUUACCGAAGCACUGCAGCCGCCAAAAGUUGAUUCGUUCACGCAAGCUAUUCCCGGAUUAUAGUGAAAAGCACAGUAAGCUCGGAAGAUUCAAGGACAAACUUGUCGAAAAAGAAAUGCUCUUCGGUCCCCAGAGCUUUGCGGAGAUACCCUACAUCCAGUUCAAUCUUUUCGCCACUCCCGCUAGCGUUCUGGUGGUUGGUUCUAUGGUCCCAGUCAUCGUUACAGUACAGCAUCUGAAACGCUCAGAAUCACUCGCCACCCUUCCCGACCUUUUCCUGAAGCGUGUAAAGGUUCAGUUGAACGCUGUGAUAAACACGUUCGUGCCUGGCGAACAGUACGGUCGACAUGCCACCAGGGCGGCCAACUCCUCAGACAAGAAAAACAUCGUCCUCUGCGAUGAGAAAUUCGAAAAAGAUCACGAACUUCCGCUAUACGAUGGACUCAACCUUUUGGAUGUGGCAAAUAUCGAGCUGCCAAAAGACAGUAUUCCAAGCUUCACGAGUUAUGGUCUCAACUUGGAAUAUGAGUUGCAGAUCGAGAUCUCAGGAAGAUGUGCGGAUCGAGAGUGGACGGGCAUUGCUUGCACUCAGCCAGUGCAGGUCGUCACGAGUUGGCAGAAGACCCCGAACGAAGCCAUCAACCCGUUCGAAGCGGGUCCUGAGCCCGAAUACCAAGAACUAGAUCCCAUGGCGCAGAUUUACGAGAUAGAAUCGAACCGGACAGCCUCGGAACUAGGGACAGAUGCUCCGGCGUAUGAGCUUAACUCAAGACACAUGGCACCACGCAUAGCAGACAGCGUACCUCCGCCAGAGUAUGCUAUAUCGCACUGA